ACUUGUUUUUGUCAGCUGCAGAGAGGGACUGUCGAGCAGGAGCCGGAAGUGUGGGCUGCUCUCUCUCUCUGUGGCCUCUUUGGAGCAGAAGGACAGCUUGUUUACUUUGUUUCCUUCCUCUUUUCCUUCCCAGGAGGAGAGACACGUUGCAUUGAGUGGAGGGUGCUGUGCCUUUCGGAGAAGGGGCUUCACGCUGCGGAAGGAUGGAUCGGGGCCACCUGUCCACGGAGGUCCUGCAGGAGGAACGGGACCAAGAGGUCUCUCCAGAUUAUGGCCAGAAGAUGGGUCCUUCUCAAAGGCCGCAUGGGAAGACCUUGAGAUCCUCUCAACGGAGAGCAAAGGAUGGAGGAGAAGAUGGAGGAGACUUGGAGAGGCGGCCGAGGAGAGACGGGACCUUCCCGGAUCAAGAUGAAGGUGCCUCUCAGACCCCAAAUCCGAAGGAAAUUCAUACAGGGAAGAAACCGGAGUGUGGAAAGAGCUUCACUGAAAGCACAGGUCUGCGUUCACAUCAAAGGACUCGCCCUGGGGAGAAACCCUAUAAAGGCCUCGAGUAUGGGAAGAGCUUCACUCAGAGGGCACAUGUACAGGGACCUCACAAAAUUCACACUGGGGAGAAACCGUAUACAUGCCUGGAUUGUGGGAAGAGCUUUCCCUCCAGUAGGAAUCUGUGUCUACAUCAAAGGACACACACUGGGGAGAAGCCCUAUAAAUGCCUGGAGUGUGGGAGAAGCCUUGCUCAUGGCUCGGCUCUGAGAGAGCACCUGAAGAUCCACACUGGGGAAAGACGCUUUACAUGUCCACAGUGUGGAAACAACUUUCGUAGUAAUUAUGCCCUCAAAUCACACCAGAAGGUUCACACCGGAGAGAAACUCAAUACAUGUCCUGAAUGCGGAAGACGCUUUGCUCAUAAGUCGACCCUAGUUGCACACCGGAGGGUGCACAUGGGGGAAAAGCCAUACGAAUGCUCUGAUUGUGGGAAGACCUUCCAUCAGAGAACGCACCUCGUUGUGCACCGGAGAGUUCAUACGGGGGAGAAGCCCUACCAGUGUGCCGAUUGUGGGAAAGCCUUUCGUCAUAAAAGCCACUUUAACGUCCACCGGAGAAUCCACACAGGAGAGAAACCUUACGCCUGCACAGUGUGUGGGAAGGCUUUUAGAACGAGGACGGUCCGUGACUCUCACCAAAGAAUCCACACUGGAGAGAAGCCCUACAAGUGUUUGGAGUGCGGGAAAAGCUUCCAUCAGAACUCAGCCCUUCAUUCGCAUAAGAAAACCCACGCUGGGGAGAAGCCAUAUCCCUGCUUUGAGUGCGGAAAGAGCUUCAGAAGUGGGUCGUAUCUCACUGUUCACCAGAGGAGGCAUUCUGGGGAGAAGCCAUAUCAAUGCUCUGAGUGUGGACAGAGAUUCGGUUACAGCACAAGCCUUGCUAAGCAUAAAAAGGUUCACAAAAAAGGGAAACUAUAGACAGAUGUUGCAUGAGGGGACUUGUGUUCAACUUGAGGCUAAAUCUGGCCUACCAUAUCAUUGUACUGAUUCAAUAAUGUAGAUUUUAUUUUAUUUAUCGUGUCAGGAGCGAACCAAAACAGUUGUAUUGCAUUUUAAAAACAGACAAACAAACCAACAAAACACAAAGUUUGCAGACUUGGUAUUCUAUUAAAUGCCCUUUGACCAGUAUCUGGCCCCUUGGAGUGCCUCUGGUGUUGCUAUAAGAAGGUCCUCCAUUGUGCAUGUGGCAGGGCUCAGGUUGCAUUGCAGCAGGUGGUCAGUGGUUUGCUCCUCUCCACACUCGCAUGUCGUGGAUUCUACUUUGUGGCCCCAUUUCUUGAGGUUGGCUCUGCAUCUCAUGGUGCCAGAGCACAGUCUGUUCAGCGCCCUCCAAGUCACCCACUUCUCUGUGUGCCCAGGAGGGAGUUUCUCAUUCGGUAUCAGCCAUUGAUUGAGGUUCUGGGUUUGAGCCUGCCACUUUUGGACUCUCGCUUGCUGAGGUGUUCCACGAAGGAGAUAGCGAACAGGCUUUUGCCUCCUUCCCACGCUGAUACUGAAAGUGCAGAAAGCCUUGAUAGUGACCUGACCCGGCAGGCUCGUCUUGAUUUGCGGGUCAGGCGGAGUUCUCGGCUGGCCGGCAGACGGGAAGCCAGCUUGGGCCAAGGUCAUCGUAAUGCUUUCAUGUUGGUGAGAGCAUAAUGUUUUCAUGUUAGAAAGGUAUUUAGGCUUCUUGCAAACUAAGGGAAAGCUUCAGUUCAACAUAACUUAUUAGCCUGAAAGCUUCAUGGAUUACCUUAGCUGGCAAGCAGCACCUUUGAAUUUCUUGCAUUGUGAUUCUUGGGGCAAUUGUCUUUGCUUGUACCUUGUUUUUACCUGAAGAUCUUUGGAACUGUAUUCUGCAUUUUACCCAAAUCUUUGGAACUUUGCAAUGCUUAUUCUUUAUUUUGACUUGGAUUUUUUCCUCAAUAAACUAUAAAACUACA
Messenger RNA from Anolis sagrei ordinatus, 2467 nucleotides. Its product is annotated as zinc finger protein 345-like. NCBI's taxonomy places the organism in Eukaryota, Metazoa, Chordata, Lepidosauria, Squamata, Anolidae. Gene Ontology annotation, molecular function: RNA polymerase II cis-regulatory region sequence-specific DNA binding; DNA-binding transcription factor activity, RNA polymerase II-specific. Gene Ontology annotation, biological process: regulation of transcription by RNA polymerase II. The record is from RefSeq and is a predicted model, not a curated record. Gene Ontology annotation, cellular component: nucleus.